This is a messenger RNA of Selaginella moellendorffii, 2618 nucleotides long. Its product is annotated as endoglucanase 6. Gene Ontology annotation, biological process: carbohydrate metabolic process. The record is from RefSeq and is a predicted model, not a curated record. Bases 303 to 2255 code for a protein of 650 amino acids. The transcript is spliced from 8 exons. NCBI's taxonomy places the organism in Eukaryota, Viridiplantae, Streptophyta, Lycopodiopsida, Selaginellales, Selaginellaceae. Gene Ontology annotation, molecular function: carbohydrate binding; hydrolase activity, hydrolyzing O-glycosyl compounds.
GUUGUUUUGCCUGGCCGCCGCUGCUGCUACUGCUGCUGCUGCUGCUGCCAUGGUCUGGAGCUGACGAGUUCGAGCUCGCUUCGGCCCCCAUUCUCGCUUGGGCAUUCAAGACAGAACAAGGAAACACAGCAAACCCAGCCAGCAGCAGCUCUCUCAUGCUAACCAUAGAGGCGCAUCCACAUCUCGCAUCGCUCUUUUCCUUAGAAUGCUCCUUCUACUGCUGCUGUGAGUUGUAACAUAUCGAUUGAGUGGAGGUCGCAGUACCAGGGCCGAGGAGGAAGAGCCUCCACUCCAGCACAAAGAUGGCAGCAGCAGCAGCAGCAAGAUCGGGCAGAAUGUGGGUGCUGGGGUGGGCCGUGCUGCUCCUGGCCAGCGCCGGGCAGUCGGCCUUUGAUUACAAGGAUGCGCUGAGCAAGAGCAUCCUGUUUUACGAGGCGCAGAGAUCUGGGCGGCUCCCCACGGACCAGAGGGCGGCCUGGCGCUCCGAUUCAGCACUCUUGGAUGGGAAAUCUCAGGGGGUGGAUUUGGUUGGAGGGUAUUACGACGCGGGCGACAAUGUCAAGUUUGGCCUGCCCAUGGCCUUCACCAUCACCAUGAUGUCGUGGAGCGCCAUCGAGUUCCACAAGCAGCUCCAGUCGAGUGGUCAGCUCGGCUACACCCUCGACGCCAUCAAAUGGGGGGCCGACUACCUCGUCAAGGCACACCCACAGCCCAAUGUGCUCUGGGGCGAGGUAAAAAAGUUAACCAUGCUCUACUUGUGUAUCUCACAACUUCCUUUCACUAAGGUGGGUGAUGGAUUCACGGAUCACUUCUGCUGGCAAAGGCCCGAGGACAUGACAACGCCCCGGAAAGCUUACAAGAUCGAUGCGAGCAACCCAGGGUCGGAUUUGGCGGGCGAAACUGCCGCCGCUCUCGCUGCCGCUUCCAUUGUCUUUAGAAGGCACAAUGCGGCAUACGCAAACAAUCUCCUGGCUCACUCCAAGCAGCUCUUCCAGUUUGCCGACACACACCGCGGCAAGUACGACGCCAGCAUUUCGGUGGCUCAAAAGUUUUACAACUCCAAGAGUGGCUAUGCGGACGAGCUGCUGUGGGCAGCCCUGUGGCUUCACCAAGCAACUCACGACGAUUUCUACCUCAGCUACGCCGCCAACAAUGCGGGCACUCUCGGGGGCCUAGGCUGGGACAUGAAAGAAUUCAGUUGGGACGUCAAGUAUGCGGGUGUGCAAGUCCUUGCUUCCAAGGUUUUGCUUCAAGGGAGAGGAGGGCAGCACGCAUCGGUGUUGAGGAGCUACCAGUCCAAAGCCAAUUUCUUCCUCUGCGCCUGCUUGCAAAAGAACGGCGGCGGAGGAAACGUCCAGCGGACACCGGGUGGCUUGCUCUACGUAAGAUCUUGGAACAACAUGCAAUAUGUGACGGGCGCAGCGUUCCUUCUCACCGUGUACUCGGAUUAUCUAGCAAGCUCCGGGCAGCAACUCCAGUGCCCGGGCCAGAGAGUUGGGUCAGGCGAGCUGCUUCGGAUGGCACAGUCUCAGGUGGACUACAUCUUGGGAGACAAUCCUCGAGCGACGAGUUACAUGGUUGGGUUUGGUGCCAACUUUCCCCAGGAAGUUCACCACCGAGCCUCGUCCAUUGUGUCGUACAAGGUGAACCCCUCGUUCGUGAGUUGCCGCGGUGGAUAUGCAACCUGGUACAAGAGGCGAGACCGCGAUCCCAACAUUCUCACGGGUGCCGUGGUGGGAGGACCGGAUCAAAACGACAACUUUGCGGACGAGAGGGACAACUUUGAGCAAACGGAACCAGCAAUCUACACAAACGGCCCGCUCAUGGGCGUUCUCGCCAGGCUCCACGGCGGCUACUACAACUCCCGCGACGACUCCGGAUCCGACUUGAACACAAACCCAGUGGAGGCAUUGCCGCUGCCUCCAACCAGUGCUGCAAGCCGUCCAGAUGACUCGGUGGAGUUAACGCACGAGACAGUGGCAUCUUGGCUGUUCAAGGGCCAGACAUACUACAAGUACGCGGUGAAUGCCACCAAUGCAUCCAAGCACACGCUGUCGAGCCUCAACCUCCGCAUUGACAAUCUCCAAGGCCCGCUGUGGGGGCUCACCAAGACCGACGCCACUACCUACACUUUCCCCGAGUGGCUGCAUUCCUUGUCGCCGCACGGGAGCCUCGUCUUCGUUUACAUCCAGCCAGCCGCAGCUGCGAAAGUCCAAGUUCUCAGCAGCAGCUGGGUGGAGGAGCGGGCAUCGUGAGCAACGGCGUGGUUGAUCCAUCCUCUCAUCUCGCUCGCAUCCAGCGGCGGACGAGUCUAUCUUCUACGUAAGUAUGCUACCAAAGGCGGUGCUACAGCGAGAAUAAAAACCAAGGUAUGUAUGUGUGAUAUACACAAGCAAGCGCAGUGUGCUAGCCCAAGCUAGCCGCUGGACGCUCGAGGUCUCAUCCAUCCGUGAUCCGUUUGAGCUCGAUCAGUCGAGAAGCUGCUUUGAGUUUCCAGUCGGGCGAUGGAACAAUAACGGACCGGUGUUUUUUUAAUUCUUGAAUGCGCUAUUCGCGAGUAUAAGCUUGUAAUCUUUCCAUGUGUGGAAUUCCAACUCAAGAAAUACGGGUUUUAGCUA